Pelmatolapia mariae (spotted tilapia) is the source of this 10317-nucleotide messenger RNA. RefSeq names its product CLIP-associating protein 1-A-like. NCBI's taxonomy places the organism in Eukaryota, Metazoa, Chordata, Actinopteri, Cichliformes, Cichlidae. The coding region runs from base 472 to 5184 and encodes 1570 amino acids. The transcript has 39 exons. Gene Ontology annotation, cellular component: microtubule organizing center; kinetochore; cytoplasmic microtubule. The record is from RefSeq and is a predicted model, not a curated record. Gene Ontology annotation, biological process: establishment of mitotic spindle localization; mitotic spindle assembly. Gene Ontology annotation, molecular function: kinetochore binding; microtubule binding.
UACGGCGUCUGGCAGGGGUCAUGAUUUGAUUUACUACGGCAAAUAAUAAUCUUCCCCUUUUUCAUUAGCAGCGGGCAGCUCGUCAGUUAGAGAGGUGAGGGGUUAGAAGCGCAGAGAUGGCGUGAGCUGCCAGAAGAUUAAGAUUUCACCAGCGAGGAAGUGAUCGCCGAGCCCCACGGAGGAAAGUAACGGUAGUUUGUGGCCGGAGGCAGCAUCGCCACUUCUGACUUUUUUCCCUGGGAACGAGUCAGUCCAUCCGCAAAGCUGUGCAGGAGAAUGAAGCCCAAUGCCGGGCACAGCCCUCCGCAGCAGGACAGCCUGGAGCUCUCUCCUUCUUCCACAUUAGCUGCCUCCUAAGCACAAGCGCCGAGUUCGAAUCCUGCUGCAGGUCCUGCCAACUGUAACACCUCUGCUGGACCACAGGUGAGGAGGAAAAACAAGACCACCUGGGGGAGUCCGCUUCCUGCAGCCAUGGAGGAGGAGGUGGAGGCGGUGAGCAUGGAGUACCUGCUGGAGCAGGUGACGCAGAAGGACCUGGGGAAGAGGCUCCAGGUGGGCCAGGAGGUCAUGGAGCUGAUCCUGGAUGAGGAGAGGUCCCCGGAGCUGGAGCAGGACCAGAGCAUGCUGGACAGGAUUGUGGACUGCGUGGCCAGCUCCUGGGUCAAUUCCAGCAACUUCAAGGUGGUUUUACUGGGGAUGGAUAUCCUGUCGGCUCUGGUGAGCAGGCUGCAGGAAAGAUUCAGGACACAGGUUGGAACUGUCCUGCCCAGUCUUAUCGAUCGACUGGGAGACGCCAAGGAUCAAGUCCGAGAGCAGGACCAGGCACUUCUGCUGAAGAUCAUGGACCAGGCUGCAAACCCACAGUAUGUGUGGGAGCGAAUGAUGGGAGGAUUCAAGCACAAGAACAACAGGACCAGAGAGGGACUCUGCCUGUGUCUCAUCUCAACUUUAAACGUGUUUGGCUCUCAGAGUCUGACGCUCAGUAAAAUCGUUCCUCACAUCUGCAGCCUCCUCGGAGACCCCACCAGCCAGGUGCGUGAUGGUGCCAUGAACUGCCUGGUGGAGAUCUACCGGCACGUCGGAGAGCGAGUGCGGAUCGACCUGGGAAAGAAGGGCCUGCCUCAGUCACGAUUAAAUGUCAUCUUCAGUAAGUUUGAUGAAGUCCAGAGGUCGGGGAACAUGGUCCUGUCACCUUUGUCGGACAAGAACUUCGAGGACGAUGACUCGGUGGACGGCAACCGCUCCUCGUCCUCAUCCAAAGGAACCUCGCUGUCCGGGAGGAAGGCGGUGAGCAUGGGUUCAUUUCGACGCCCUGCCUCUGCCUCCAGCAGCAAGUCUGCAGGGAGGGACGGGUCCAGUGCUGGAGCCGUGGAUGAGGAGGACUUCAUCCAGGCUUUUGAAGAUGUUCCCACAGUGCAGAUCUACUCUAACAGGGAGGUGGAGGAAGCCAUGACGAAGAUUCGAGACGUGCUGUCGGACGACAAGCGGGACUGGGAGCUGAGAGUGGCAGCUCUGAAGAAAGUGCGUUCGCUGCUCCUGGCCGGUGCACCAGAGUUCGACGGCUUCCUGCAGCAGCUGCGACUCAUGGAGGCUGCGUUCAAGCUGUCUGCCAAGGACCUGCGAUCUCAGGUGGUGAGGGAGGCCUGCAUCACUCUGGGACACCUGUCGUCAGUGCUCGGCAACCGGUUCGAUCACGCAGCAGAGGCCAUCAUGCCAACACUCCUCAACCUGGUCCCCAACAGUGCCAAAGUCAUGGCCACGUCCGGCGUGGCCGCCAUCCGCCUCAUCCUCCGACACACACACUACCCACGCCUCAUCCCCAUCAUCACCAGCAACUGUACCUCCAAAUCUGUGGCUGUGCGAAGGCGCUGCUUCGAGUUCUUGGACCUGCUGCUGCAGGAAUGGCAGACGAGCUGUCUGGAAAGGCACGGCACAGUUUUAAUGGAGACUAUAAAGAAAGGAAUCCAUGAUGCAGACGCUGAGGCUCGCUCUGUGGCCAGAAAGUGUUACUGGAGCUUCCACAGUCACUUCAGCCGGGAGGCGGAGCAGCUGUUCCAGGGCCUGGAGUCAUCCUAUCAGAAAGCUCUGCAGGCUCACCUGAGGAGCGGAGACAGUCUGAUGUCGCUGCCCGCCUCUGACCGCUCCUCCUCCUCUUCUCAGGAGAGCCUCAAUCGACCUCUGUCUGCAAAAAGCACUGUUGGGAGCAGCUCAGCCCGAUCCAAACCCGCCCACACCUCCAGGACGCCGGCUGCCGCCUCCUCCCCCGGCUCACUCCAGCGCUCCCGCAGCGACGUGGACGUAAAUGCCGCGGCCAGCGCCACCGCCCGCACGAGGAUGCCUGCCGUACCCUCCACUGUGCCGUCGUCGGCCUCGCCCUUCAGCUCUGCCUCGGCGCUGCCUCCUGGAUCCUACGCUUCACUGGGUCGAGUGCGAACGAGGAGGACAAGCUCAGGAAACGGUCCGUCAGUGACAGACACCCGGGGCCGGAGUCGAGGGAAAGUCGUCUCUCAGUCCCAGCCUGGGAGUCGGUCAGGCUCUCCCGGGCGGCUGCUGAGCUCCACCUAUGGCCGGAUCCCCAGGCCCACCAUGGGCACCGGUGCCACCACCGCCGCCACGGGUAGCACCUCCACCAGCCUGACCGACAAGAGCCGACCUCGAGGUCACCGCAGCCAGGGCUGCAGCCGAGAGACCAGCCCCACCAGAUCAGGCACGGCCCGGAGUCGCAUCCCUCGACCGAGCAUGAGUCAGGGCUGCAGCCGCGAAACCAGUCGCGAGAGCAGCCGCGACACCAGCCCGGCGCGGGGCUUCUCCCCCCUGGACCGGCUGUCCCAUCAGGCUCGGAUCUCUGCCUCAGUCAAUGCCAUGAGGAUCCUCAACACGGGCACCGAGGUCGAGGCUGCGGUCGCCGAUGCUCUGCUCUUAGGAGACUCGAGGAGUAAGGUACAGCGGAGGCCAGUGAGGCGGCGGUUCGAGUCGCCGGGGAUGUACUCAGACGACGACGCCAACAGCGACGCCUCCAGCGCCUGCUCUGAGCGCUCCUACAGCUCACGUAAUGGCGGAGUGGCACCACACUAUCUGCGCCAGACGGAGGACGUGGCGGAGGUGCUGAACCACUGUGCCAGCGCCAACUGGUCCGAGAGGAAGGAGGGACUGCUGGGACUGCAGAACCUGCUCAAGAGCCAGAGGAUGCUCAGUCGUGUGGAGCUGAAGAGGCUUUGUGAGAUCUUCACCAGGAUGUUUGCGGACCCUCACAGCAAGGUCUUCAGCAUGUUCCUGGAGACUCUGGUGGACUUCAUCGUGCUGCACAGGGACGACCUGUUGGACUGGCUCUUCGUCCUGCUCACACAGCUGCUGAAGAAGAUGGGCGCCGACCUGCUGGGCUCCGUCCAGGCCAAAGUCCAGAAGGCUCUGGAUGUCACGAGGGAGUCCUUCCCAUACGAGCAGCAGUUCAACAUCCUGAUGCGCUUCAUCGUGGAUCAGACGCAGACGCCCAACCUGAAGGUGAAGGUGGCCAUCCUGCGCUACAUCGAGGCUCUGGCCAGGCAGAUGGACCCGGCCGACUUUGUCAACUCCAGCGAGACACGCCUCGCCGUUUCCCGCAUCAUCACCUGGACCACCGAGCCCAAGAGCUCCGAUGUCCGCAAGACCCUUCAUAACUGGGCAGGGGAGGAUUUCUCAGGCCGACCCAGCACCGUGGCCUCUCUGCCCGGGGAGGGCAACCUGGAGGAGAGGUGCAAGCAGGCGGCCCAGGUGGUGUUGAUCGCCCUCUUUGAGCUGAACACUCCAGAGUUCACCAUGCUGCUGGGUGCUCUGCCUAAAACCUUCCAGGACGGGACAACAAAGCUGCUGCACAACCACCUGAGGAACGCCAGUGCCAACAGCGGCAUCAGCAUGGCGUCUCCCAGUAACUCGGCAGGUCGGACGCCCCCGCGACAGCCCAGCAGCCGCAGCAGCCCUCUGACUUCCCCCACCAACUGCUCCCACGGCGGCCUUUCCCCCAGCAUGCUGGAGUACGACAGCGAGAACCUGAACUCCGAGGAGAUAUACAGCUCGCUGCGCGGUGUCACCGAGGCCAUCCAGAACUUCAGCUUCCGCAGCCAGGAGGACCUGGUGGAACCGCUGAGGCGGGACGGCAAGAAGGAUGGCGUUAUGACUGGAGGCGGGGCGUCCUCGGACUCCGAACCUCGUCCCAGCGGUGAUGCGGUGGAGGGCGGGCGCACUGCCCUGGACAACAAGACCUCUCUGCUGAACACGCCCUCUCCUCGAUCCUUCGCCGGGCCGCGCUUCAGAGAGUACAACCCAUACAACUACACGGACGGCAUCAGUACGAUGGAUAAAGCUGCGCUGAAGGAGGCACUGUACGAGGACGCUGUGGAGCAGCUGCGAGAAGGCCGCCGGCAGGAAAGUGUGGAAAACAAGAUCCUGAACCCCAAAAGUUUCCCAGCCGGGGCUGCUGAGCAGCUGGAGCUGGUCGGAGAGCUGCUGAAGGAGCUCUCUCAGGGCCAGGCAGGGGAGCGGGGCCCUGAGGAGCGCCGGGGGACCCUGCUGGAGAUGCUGAAGGUGGCCCGAGAGGACAGCUUGGUGGUGUGGGAGGAGCACUUUAAGACCAUGCUGCUGCUCCUGCUCGAAACGCUGGGAGACAAAGACCACACAAUCCGGGCACUCGCCCUGCGAGUCCUAAAGGAGAUUCUGAGGAACCAGCCCGCCCGCUUCAAGAACUACGCCGAGCUCACCAUCAUGAAGAUGCUGGAGGCCCACAAAGACUCGCACAAGGAGGUGGUGCGGGCGGCUGAGGAGGCGGCCUCCACGCUGGCGGGCUCCAUCCACCCCGAGCAGUGCAUCAAGGUGCUCUGCCCCAUCGUGCAGACGGCCGACUACCCCAUCAACCUGGCCGCCAUCAAGAUGCAGACGAGGGCCAUCGAACGAAUCACCAGAGAGCCGCUGCACCAGCUGCUGCCCGACAUUAUACCUGGACUCCUGCAGGGCUACGACAACACUGAGAGCAGCGUGAGGAAGGCCAGCGUCUUCUGCCUGGUGGCCAUCUACUCUGUGAUCGGAGAGGAGCUGAAGCCUUACCUGGCUCAGCUGACCGGCAGCAAGAUGAAGCUGCUGAACCUGUACAUCAAGCGGGCGCAGACCUCCACCAGCAACAGCAGCAGCUCCUCCGACAUCUCCUCUUACUAACUCCUGCAGCUUCCAUCCUCGCAGACACGCUUAUAAACUGUUUCAUUCCAUCAGCCGGUGAUCGACCUGAGGGGUGACGUCACCACCAGUGGGAUCAUCAUCAGUUUCUUUGUAGGACCAGGUGCCUGGCACCUCAUCUUCUUGACCAGCUUCUGUUUCCCAAACCAUCUUCCAUCUCAUUCCUUCAGCUGCUGAUGGAGCUGAAGUCCCUGAGGAGCUCAUGCUGUCAUGGCUCCAGUUUCAUGUCCAUCUUCCCAUCAUCCAUAAAGUUCAGCUCGUUUUUUGGAGGUAGGGUGACCCUGGCUUUUGAGACGUUUCAUGAAGAUCCACCACUAGAUGCAUUAGCCUUAAGACUUCAUCUUCCAUCUUCCGGUAUGGAAAUGAUCAAUUUUUAGAGGCCGUGUGCCUGAAACCAAGAUCUCCUCUUCCUCAUCUCAUCAUCAUCGUCGUCGUCUUUAAUCUCCUGGAUGUGAGGUGCAGUUUGAAGCCGAGGAGAUCCUGGAACCAUGAAGGACCUGAAGAGGAGAGUUUUUGCAGUGUAGCUUCCUCCUUCUGUCAGUAUUUUUAUUCCUUUUUAGUACCUUUAAUCCACUUCCUGGACACUGUUUUGCUUUGACACAUCAAACCUUUUAUUGAAUGUAAAGAGCUUUGAGUGAGCGCGAGUCUCCUUCGUGAACUACUGCCUCAUUGGUGGGACGUUUUCCAGUUUUUAACAUUUGAAUGAGUUGUUACAGAAAGUGGCACUACAGUCUUUAAAAGGCUGAAUCCCAGAGAUAAUCGGAAGAUCAACGCGAGCUUUUAUUUUGAAAAUGGGCUCGUGCCUCUGUGAGUGCGACGGGAGAAUCGACGGGGUUGCACUCAGUCCUGGAAUAAUCUAUUUCAAAGAUGUGAAGCUCGUCUCAGUUUACAGUGAUUGAUCAUUUGGCUGGCCAAUGAUUUUAAGCACUACAAAUCAGCAAAGUUUUAUUGUUCUGGGCCCGAGAACCAGCAGAAAACAGCAGUGUUUAUAUUUUAAAGUCAUUUUUUAAGGUGUGAAAAAGAAGGAACAAAUUAUUUCUGUUUUUGUGGCACUCAUCAGUUAGAUUUCCAUUUAAUAGUCAAGACCAAAUAUUUCACCUCACAGAUCACAGUUUUCUACCUGAAUUGGAAAUAAAAUGUCAAAUUGAAACGGCCGUGUUUUUAAAUGUGAAGAACUAGACUUAGAUGUGAGUGAGAGUUAUUUUGAAAUCACAGGUUUGCUUUAGUUAGCUGUCUAAAUGAGCUAUUGGAGAUGAGGUGGAGGUUUUAAAGAGACAGACCACUCUGCACAGAUUUAAUAUUCAGUGUUGGAAAUUAGAUUUGUCCUACAUGCAUGUGAACAGCACUUUUUUCUAUACGUGACUUUCACAAUAAAAGCUUUAGCAGCAGGGUAAAUUUCAGCUGAUUAAACAGCUUACAGAAGCAUGUUGAAGAGCUGAUUGUAGGAUUUAAGUAAUCUUAACUUUAGUUUAGGAAGUUUUGAAAUUUAAUGCUGCCUUUUAUUUAUAUAAAUAUUGUGUUUUUUAAGAAGGUUUUAAUAUAUUGCAAUGAAAUAAACACUCUUUUUUCUGUUUGAGAAACAAGCUGUUAAAAUACUGCGUUGGACUUCAUUUCUAAUUGUUAGAAAAAGUUUGAAAAAUAGCGUAAUUAGUCUUUAAAUCAUCAUUAAAUUAUCAAUAUUUAUGUUUAAAUAUGUGUUCCAGUUAUCAACAUAAAAUGUGACUUUAAGCUUUCAUUAUGGAUUUCUGCAUAUGACACAACGAUAACUCAGCAGCAGAAAAUACUGACCUAAACACGUGUAGAUUUCUCUGUAGCAUUUCUGCUGAUGUGAACAUAACAGGCAGAUUUAUUGAAAGACAGAUUUCUUUUAAGUUGUGAUAGAAGUAAAUUUUGCACACAACUCUAGAACAUGGAUUGAUGGAUAGUCUGUCCAAUACUUUUUUGGGCUCAUGGUUGAGCCUAAAUUUAAGGAGAGCUUUUCUUCUUUUCCCCUAUUUCCGGUCAGAACUUUAAAUGCAUACUUUCAUAAAAGUAGAUAUAAGAACCAGGACACUUAAAGCAAUACUUUUCAAUUACACACAAACAUUUAAAUAUUAUCACUAAUUUCAAGUAUAACACUAAUCUAGCUUCUCAUUUAAAAAAAAAAGAAAGAAGUAUUUAUUUAUAAAAAACAAAUGUAAAAAAUGACUGUCAGCUUGACAGACUGAGGACCACAAUAAGAAAAAUUCCAAAGAAAACAUAUUUUUGGUGAUUGCUUUGGUCAUUCACUCAUUUGGACUGUAAAUAUCCUCACCAUCAUCUAAUUUAUGUUACACAACGUAAAGACUGAACUCACUUUGUAAAUGUUAAUAAAAGAACUGCACAUUUUGUGACCAAAAGGAGACAAUAAUUAAAUACAGAUUUAUGUUGGGGUUUUUUUUUUUUCAGGCCAAAGGUAGAAAGCUAGUGAGAAGGAGAUCUUCUCAUCGUCCUACGUAAAUAUGAGACUGAUAUAAAGAACAAAAAAGAUUAAAUUGUCUUUUAUUGAGUUUUAAAUGGAAAAUCAAGCUGAUGAGUGUCACAUAAGUUUAAUUUUUUUUCAGCUAUGGUGGGUUUUUUAAUGGCUGUCAAAAACUAAAAGGUCAAUCAGCUCUUAAUUAAAACCACUGUAAUGACAGCAGUGUUGCUCUCUCCUGUGAAUUGAACGGCCCAGCUUGGGUUAAACUGGGAGUUUAUUAGUUUUGAUGACUGCUGUCAAGUUUAGACUACUGUGAUUAGGGGAGUUUCAUUCCAAAAUACUGUAAUAUAUAUAUUAAAGCUCAAUCUGAAGGUCAAAAUAAAGGCCUAAAUAUCUCAGAAAUAGUAUUAGCGGCCGUGCUGAUGAAGGUUCUCUGCAUCAGCGGCUCCCAAAUCGAAUGUAAGUCACUUUUUCAACCUUUAAAAUGUGAAUGACAAACCUGUGGGAAAGAUUGACGAUCUGAAUCAUUAGAUGCUACUACAUGAGCGCGACAAUGCUGAACUGCUGAUUGGUGAAGUGCCAGUGGUAAAAAAAAGAAACAGAGUGGACAUUAGCAAUAAACUUCAAGAAAUCCAGCUCGGAUUUCCUUGUGGAAACACUGUAGAUUCCCAUUUAGGUCCUCCUUUGAGACACUCUCGCCGGUCAGUGUAAAAAAGUGUCAUUUUCGAAUAAGUGCACCUAUAAUUAAACCUUCUGCUGCUUAUUAUAAUACUAACAAACGCGCCUAACCACUCUGGUGUAUGUACUUUAUCUCAGCAGGAAGUGUAGGUGAAGCGAUGACGAUGGAGAAACGACUGAAAUUUUUAAUACUGAUUGAUUGACUGAUUGCACUUUCCUGGUGCUGAACUCCGCCCAUCACGCACACUAAGUGAGUCCAAACAAACACCCCAGAGGGGGCAGAAGAUGAGAAAUAAUCCGACAUUUCCAGCAAAGUGCAUUUGUUUUCUUGCUGAGAGUCAGAUGAGAUUGCAGAGAUUCCAUUCUGUAAAUUUGGACCCUUUUCCCUUGUGUAGAAAUGGCUUGCGUGGGGAUCCGAACAUUACAGAUCAUCCAUCAUUACAAGCUUAAUUUUAAAUAUUUACAAGAAUGUCAGAACUUUAUCUGAUUUUUUUUAGCAUUUAGCUUAAUUUAACUAAAUUUUUACUACCUAACAUACAAUAGUAGACAGUGCUAAGGAGCAUCCAAAUAAAAUCCUAGAAUUUGACUCCUUAAAACUAAAACUUCUUGAACAGCUAAUCACAGCAACACAAUGCAUAUCAUGUGUCAGAGAACUGCAUUAAAAUGCUCCAAAAGGGACUGAGCACAAACUGCCACUACAUGCUGAUGAUGUGAUUCUAUUUAUUAUCCAAAUAUAGUAAUCACCUCAAGCCAGAGGUCCAGUUUAGGAACUCCAAUAAGCUGAGGUGAAGUCUACCAGACAGCUAAAACCUAUAGCUACCUGUGACACACCAUCUGGCUAUCAAGCAGAUAGGCCUCGCCUUAAUACAUGUGAAACAGGUGAUCCCAGUGUAGCAUGGUCUCUACUUUAAACUAGUGGAAUUUCUCAGUGAAAUCAGGCUUUGUCUGUCAGUUUGGUUUUUAUAAAAUUACAAUACCUACGAAACUUUGCAGCUCUUGCUCUGACCAAAACUGUUUUUGUAGCAGGCUGUAAAGAUGUUUACUUCUGCUAUAAAUUUGGACAUUUUACCAUAGCACACAUUAGAAGAUUUUCAGUUUCAGCAUUAGUUUUACUUCCAACCUCUGGGGCUGAAAAGUGAAGCCAAUAUGGAAUCUGUGUUUACAUCUUCAGAGGUAGUGUGUUGUCGGAUGCAUGUAGAAAUAAAAAUGCUUUCUGUUCUUCCAAAAUGAAAUACCCACCCUCUCUUGAGGGUCCCAGUUUUUAUUCUUUCUUAACAUUUCUGCACAUACGUCUGACUCUCAGUAAAAAGCAAACAUUUCCCAGAAUGUCUUUAAAAGUGAAGGAUGUUUCCAGGCCUUACUGAAUCUCUUCCGACACAUUACUUGGACUGUUAAAUGUACUGUACCAGUGGCCGUUGUCACUCUUCUCAGCUGUGAGAAUCGUUUCCCUCUGAACUGAAUGUCGAAGUCCUCCAUAGCGUGUCUAGUCCAGUGGUGGUGAUCCGGUGUUAAGCCUGCUGCAGUUUACGCUACAGUUUUGGCAACUAAAACUCAGUUCCCUUUAUUUCAAGCUACAGUGUAACUUGAAACGGCGUCUGCAUGGGUGCGUCACAGGAAUCGUUAAAUGUAGUCAACUCGAAAUUAAGAUUUGAGAACAUCAUUUUGAUUUCCUGAUUGAGUGCCUUUGGGGAAAGAUUUCUUGCAAUACACCUGGUUGUUCUGUCCAAUACUAACCUGUACUAACACUAUGAUUCACUGCUUCUGAAGGCAAGAAGAAAACCUUUUAAUGAUGCUGUAAAUACGCUUCAAGCUUUUUUCCAUUCGAACGACUUACAGUGCAUGGCUCCAGUUUGGUUUUUUUAGUUGGUUAGUUUCCUUUCAUGCUACACAGUAUUUAUAUUCUGUUUUAUUUCCCUGUGUAUGACUGUAUAUAUUUACAUGUUUGGUUCUCUUUCACCUGUGAUAGAUUUCGCAGAACUUGAAAUAAACUAUCAGACUUC